GUCAUUUUAUUUCAGAAGUUGAACAUUAGUGAAUGACAAAAAAAUUGUAUCAGUUGUCCAUGGCAACAGAGGUCAACAAGUAAGUUUUCGUAUUACCUGCAAAUAGAACUGUCAUUUUUUGAUCGGUUGAACUGAGUUUUGGCGCAACCACUAAUAAUUUGCAGCAAAUUAAUAUUACUUGAGUGAUAGAGGGUAAAUCGCAUCCAACAUUCAUGGAAGAGCGAAUGUUAGAUUCGACUUCCGAAGACCAAUGUAAUUGGAACGUACUAUCUGAGGCUGUAGAGAAAAUAAAAAUAGGAGUAAGUUAAUAAAUAAAAUGCUCAUAAUUUUUCCCCGAAGCAAAAAUUAAACAUGAGAAAAACUUCAGACAUCUUUCAAAAGAUGAUCGCUUAAACCUAACAUAAAAAACGACUUGAAUAGCCGCAGUAUAAUGCUGAAAAAAGUAUGCUUAUACUUACCACGCUGGUUGGAAGACUCAGUUUUACAUGAUGGAUUCUCUAGAAAAUUUUGACGGACUGCCUACUUUGACCGAUUAGUCUGGGAAUAAAUUUAGGAUGAAGCAAAAUAUUAAUAUAGGUAUAUUGAGAGUUUUUCUUUUUUUACUUAAUAUUAUUUGUUUGAACUUUAAUCCCUAUUUAUUUUGAUGUGUAGAAGUAUGUGUGACAUAUCUUUCAGUAUAAAUUAUUUCCUUCAUUAAAUUUUUUCAGCUCAGCCUACACAGCCUACUAGCAAAAAAUGUAGAAUUGUUAAAACAGUAUCUGUCACCAGUAGAUCAUGAGUAUUUGCAGAAUGGAUGGAGAAACUACUUUGAAAUGGAAAAAAUUAAAACUCAUAGAGAUCGAAAUGAUGCUUUAAUUAGAACAAAAAAAAUUUCAGGCACUUGUUCAACCUAUCUCCUGGAAAGCAAAGCAGAAAUCUCAAAACUUUGUUAUAAAACUUUCUCAAUCCUCCAAACCCAUGAUAUGAAGGCCUACAUUGAGGAAAAUCUUCAAGAAAUGACAUCAGAACCAGGAAGAGAGUUCUUGAGAAUUUUCCAGAAGUUAAGGGGACUUCCUACUCAAAAAACCGAGAGCGGGUCUAAAUUCAAAUCGAAUCGCAGGCAGGAUGAUCAGGAACAACUGGACCUUGCCAGAAAAGCUGAGGAAGAGCUCGCUGAAGUCCAUGUAAAAUACGAGGAUCAGAAAACUCAGUGCGAACAGGCACUGGAAGAGAAGCGAAAGCUUAUUGCCGAUUACAGGGUAAAAUUAGAAGCUAUUAGACAGAGUGUAUCCAGGAACAUCGGAAAAAUAAUAGAAGUAUCUGAAGAGAAAAUUGCAUUUGGUAUUCGAUCCAGCAGACAAAGACAGGAAAACAUGUUGAAAACUUUGGCCGCCACAGAAGAGAAGCUGAAAGGUCUUCAAGAGUUCAACAAGGAAAGGGAAGAGGCAUUACACGCGAUAAGAAAAAAUUCUGAGACGGAACUGAAAUCUCUCAUAGACAAGUAUGAUGAAGAUAUGAACAGGAAACAAUGCGAAUUAGAGAACCUGAUGGCACAAUUUGAAAAGGAAAAACUUAUGUACAUUGAGCUGAAGAAAAACUUUGAGUCACAAAAUGAGACAUACGUCAAGUUGAUGGCAGAAAAAAGAGACUAUGAGCAGAUGCUCUGGGAUCAGAGAUUACUGGAAGUUAGACAAAAAUUUGCGGCUCGGAAAAUACAGCGAUGUGUACGCAAUUACCUGGCUAAACUCAAAACUAGAGGGAAAAAAUAUGGGAACAGAAAGAAGGGUAAAAAAGGAGCUAAAAAAUAAAGAGGAUAUGUUCAAAAUUUGGAGUUCGAUAAACUUUUGUGAUAUUCAAUUUAUUUUCCACGGAAGAUUUAUUCUUUUCAGCCAAAAAAGUAGAAUAAAGUUUUUCAGAGAAA
Messenger RNA from Bemisia tabaci, 1900 nucleotides. Lineage: Eukaryota; Metazoa; Arthropoda; Insecta; Hemiptera; Aleyrodidae. The record is from RefSeq and is a predicted model, not a curated record.